CCUCAAACUUGCAAUUGCAUUAUUAUUUUCCCAUUGAAGAAAAAUUAAAGAGAUCGAUCGAUCCAGAUAGAUUAUGGCUUAUGUUGCUUUAACUUCUCUAAAGACAACAAUUGAGCUUCACUUUCUGCUGCAACCCAUCCCAAGAGUUUCUCUUCAUUAUCUUUAUCUUUAUGAUGUUCAAACACCCAUCACAUGUUUCUAUGAAGACCUUUCUUCUUUGCAGGCCUUUCUGGAAAACAAAUCCAGUGGCGGUGGCAGUGCUGCUGCAAUCAAAUAUUUUGAAACCAUAUUAAGAGACUUUGCACUCAAAGUUGAAGAUGAGAUCGAAAUCCAAGUAAGCAACUGUGUCAAAAACGACGACGCAGUUCAUCAAAAAGCAGCUUUCCAGCAACUCUGUCUAAUCUUGCAACAAGCACUAGAAAAGACUACAGAUGUGGUGGAGAUUAUCAACAGCCUAAAUAGACAGAAUGAUGAUUUAAAUUAUCUCAAGAGAAUAAUAGACGAUCAUCAUAUGAAGUCUAUAGAAUCCAAAGCGACGAGGGUGGUUUAUGAUCAAAUUCAAACCCUAUUCAAAUCUCUCAUUCAAAGCCGUCUUUCUUGUGUGCGACAAUUAUUUCGUCAUAUUCAUUCUCCUGCUGCAAUCAAAGAUUGGGAAACCAAAAUAAGAGAUUUAUUAGCUGUAGAUCGCAUGAAGCUACAACUCAGCAGUUUUCUUCUGGCCAAAGACACAGUAUAUGAAGAAGAAGCUUUCCAGGAACUGUGUCAAACCUUGCAACAAGCACAAGAAAAUAUAGUAGAGCUGGAGGAGAUCAUCAGCAAAGAAGAGGAGAGACGGAAGAUUGAUGAAUGUUGUAAUUAUUUAAAUAGUCUCAAGGGAAGACUUAUGUCUUUGCAAUCCAACACAAGGGCGCCUGACGACGUAGAAACAACCCUAGGAUCUCUCAAACAAACGCUCUUUUAUUUGAAAAAGUUUCUACUGCGUUCCGAUUUUGGUGGAUCUAGAGGUGAAAUCCAAAUCAGACACUUUGUAUUCAAAGCUAAAGAAGACAUCGAAAAACAAAUUAGGAACUUUUGUGUGGCCAAAGAAGAGCACAGCCUCAGCCUGCCAAAACAAGCUUCAGAACAACACUUUCAAACCUUGCAUCAACUAACCGAAAACGCAGCACAGCUGUUGAGCACUAUCGGCCGCAACACAAGGAAUGAAGCCAAUCAUACUCACUCUGAAUUUGAAUUCUCGCGGUGCUAUCCAAAGCUUGAGGAGGGCAGAAGAAUGGUGGGUCGUCAAAAUGAUGUUAGUAUGAUAAAGAAUCAACUCUUCAGUAGCUUUCAUGGUGUCAAAGUAAUCCCAAUUAUUGGGAUGCCAGGCAUAGGGAAAACUACUUUAGCAACAAAAAUCUUUGAAGAUCAAUCGGUUGCAUUGCAUUUCCAUGUACAAGGAUGGGUUACAGUGACUCAAAAUUACAAUGAGACCAAAGUGCUACGCGACCUUCUCCAGUCAAUUUCACAAAAUCGUGAAAUUAAAAAGGAAGCCCCUCUUCAAGGUCAGGUUCGUGAAUGCUUGAAGGAAAAGCGGUAUCUAAUUGUUUUGGAUGACAUUUGGAGCACUCAGCAUUGGGAUGAAUUAGAAUACUUAUUUUUCAAUUCUGCAGUGAAUGGAAGUUGCAUAUUGCUGACCACUAGAUUCUAUGGAGUGGCUGAUUAUGCUUGCACAAUCAGAGGUACACCUCAUGUUAUGAAUUUACUAAAUCCAAAUGAAAGUUGGGAUCUAUUCUGUACUAUCUUUCCUCUUCAAAGGUAUAGCAGGGCACCAAGUUUUGGAAAAUUCAGGAGUGACUUGUUCCAUGUUGUGGAAAUAUGUGAAGGAUUGCCACUAUCAAUUGUUGUAGUUGCUAAGCGCUUAUCUGAAUGCAAAAACAACUUACAACAUGAAUUGAAAAAGAUUGAAAAGGAAAUAGAAUUGUUGGGAAUUCUAGAUUAUAGUGCACUCAUUCUCAUGUACAAUCAGUUGCCAGAAUAUUUGAAAGGUUGUUUUCUAUAUCUUGGAGUCUUUCCAAAGUGCAGUGAGAUCCAAGUUAAAAUACUUCUUAGGUUAUGGAUUGCUGAAGGAUUUGUGAAGCCAUCGAAGAAUAAGGAGUUAGAAAGGAUUGCUUAUUGUUACUUAAAGGACCUCAUUGAUAGAAGUCUUGUGUUAAUAAGUAAACAGACUUUUGAUGGCAAAAUUAAGACUUGUAGGUUGCACAGUGUCAUGCAUAGCAUAUGUUUCAGAGAGGCUCAAAAAGAGGGAAUCUUAUGUGCAGUAAAUACUCGGCAACUCCCAAAGUGGUCAUUAAAUGCAUUUGCAAAUUCAUGCCGUUGGUUAACUUUGUGCAAACAUAGGUUUGACUAUUAUGUGUUGUAUAGUUUGAACAACCCUCGCUCCAUUUUCUUUUUUCAAGAAAACACUGAAAUUUUUGUAUCCUUCAAGCUGUUAAGAGUUUUGGCAUUUGUUCCAUCUUCAUUCCUCCAAAGAGUGCCAAUGCAUGUAGGGGAUUUAGUCUUUUUAAGAUAUUUAUCAGUAACACAAUGGUUUGAGGGUCUCAGUGAUGUAGUGUCAAGUAAUGUGAAUUUGCAGACACUUAUUGUUUCCGGUAGUGACAGUAAAUCACAACUUGGAGCACCUACUCUCCAUUUGCCAUCAACAAUAUGGGAGUUACCACAGUUAAGGCAUCUUGAACUUGGCACUUCCUAUGCUGUCAAUCCUCCAAGCAUGGUAAAACAGAAUUUGCAAACAUUAUCUUGGGUGGAUCCAACUCAUUGCAGAAACAGAGUGUAUUCAAAAUUUCCAAAUAUAAAAAUACUGAAAAUUUUCUAUAAAGUAGACUCAGAGGCCAGCCAGAUUAGUGGAUCUUCCAGCAAUUGCUUCAUUUUGGAUGAGUUGGACUAUUUAGGACGGCUUAAGAGUCUAACGAUUUCAGUUUCAGUUGGCUGCAUUGUAACGCUUCCUGAAAGGUGUAUUUUUCCUUCACAACUGAAGAAGUUGAAGUUGAGUGGUAUUAAUCUUUGUGGGUGGGAUUUAGUAGUAAUUGGGAGGUUGCAAUGGCUUGAGGUUCUAAAGCUGGAAAAUGUGUUCCAUGAAAAAGUAUGGGAAGUAGCUAAAAGAGGAUUCUAUAGAUUAAGAUUGUUGGUUCUUAAAGAUAAAAAGCUUGAAAGGUUGGAGGCUAACACAGAUUCUUUCCCAUGUCUUGAGCAUCUAGUCCUUAGAUGUUGUGAUUGUUUGGAAGAGAUCCCUAGCAGUUUUGGAGAAAUUUUCUGCUUCAAGUCAAUUGAAAUGGAUAGGUUUAGCCACCGCCCUUCCAUUGUUGCUUCUGCUAGGGAUAUUCAAGAGAAGCUAAAGAAGAAUUUUGGAAAAGAAAAUUUUGAGAUUAAAAUCCAAGGGCAUGGGCAGGGGCCUGAAGAGUGUUUUUCCGAAGAUGUUGAAAAGGCAAAUUCUGAGCCUGGCCAGGUUUGUCCACCCAAAAAGAGUAUAAAUUCAGUAGAUGGAGCAGGAAAUCCAAGGGCAGGGGCAGGGGCCUGAAAAUAUAGUAGAGUGUAUGGAAGAUGUUGAAAACGCAAAUUCUGAGAUAAAAAUGGAGGAGGAGGGUGAAUAUGAUGAAUGAGCAGAUGGUAGAAGAUGUUACAUCCACAAAUUAAAGAAAAAGAAAAAGAGAAAGAGAUGGACAAAUCUGUUAAAGUAGUGGCUCUGCUCUGCGGGCCAAUUCAAGUGGAUUUGAGCAAAAUGAAAUGAGGGAGCUGUGGGAGGGCAUUAUAUUAUGGUAUGCAACCUCAGCUAGCUCACCUCUUUUUUGCUUGAUUUGGAACAGAUCAGAUAUGGCGGCUGGCCUGGAUCAAAAUUCAGGGGGCUGAUUAUGAUGAAUGAGGGAGGCUAUACAGUAGUCUGAAUCACAGAAGAGUCUAUCUGUAAAGGACAACUUGGCCAUAGCCGAGCUUAAUUAACUGCAAUUAGAAAAAUGCACCGUGAAAAUUCGAUAUCUCUAGAAAUUCUCGCAAAGAAGAAAUGUUUUCUAUGAGAGAUUCGAUCAUUGAUGCUGGAAUAUGAAUGACAGGAUGGACCACAAAGUCAACCCGAAUCUCCCUUAUGAGAGAAGUUAAAGCAUCACAAGUUAUCUUUCUCUGUGUUUCUCCAUCUUUUUCUAUAUUGGUAAUGUUCAACAACUCUGCUGCAUUUUGUGAUGCUUCUCGCAAGGUUUGACAGAGUUUUUGGGAAGCUUCUUCUUGAUGGGGUGUGUGUUUGGACAGUAGAAGAAAGUUGCUUAGUUGUAUUUCAAUGUUGUCUUCAGUCUCAAGUGCAAAGUCUCUUAUUUUGGUUUCCAAAUCUCUGGGUGCACUACGAAAUUGGAAAAUGUCUAGAAAUUCUUGCAAAGAAGAAAGGUUUUGGAAGAAAGAUUUGAUUGGGGCUUCUUCAUCAUCAUCAUGAAGAAGGGACAGCCUUGGGUUGGGUUGCAGAAACUGAAGCUCAAGUGUUGCCAUCAGAGAAGUUAAGGCAACAUAAGCCAUCUCUCUCUCUCUCUUUUUGUGUGUUUGUUUGUAUGAGAAAAUGCAAUUGCAAAAGAUGAGAGUAAAAGAGAGUCUUUUGCUGGCUAGUAAAAGAAAGACUUAUAUUUAAACAAAGCCAGCAAAAACUACAGUUUUUUGGUUUUAAAUGACUCUAUACUCUAUAGGCGAUCAACCAAAUCAAUUAAAUCAACAAAUAUUACUAAUA
Ipomoea triloba (trilobed morning glory) is the source of this 4738-nucleotide messenger RNA. Its product is annotated as putative late blight resistance protein homolog R1B-17. The coding region runs from base 74 to 3553 and encodes 1159 amino acids. Lineage: Eukaryota; Viridiplantae; Streptophyta; Magnoliopsida; Solanales; Convolvulaceae. Gene Ontology annotation, molecular function: ADP binding. The transcript has 7 exons. Gene Ontology annotation, biological process: defense response to other organism. The record is from RefSeq and is a predicted model, not a curated record.